Messenger RNA from Trichomonas vaginalis G3, 1863 nucleotides. Its product is annotated as conserved oligomeric Golgi complex component 2 family. NCBI's taxonomy places the organism in Eukaryota, Parabasalia, Trichomonadida, Trichomonadidae. Gene Ontology annotation, cellular component: membrane; COG complex. Gene Ontology annotation, biological process: Golgi organization; intra-Golgi vesicle-mediated transport; protein transport. The record is from RefSeq and is a predicted model, not a curated record. The coding region runs from base 1 to 1863 and encodes 620 amino acids. The transcript has a single exon.
AUGACAGAUUCUUUUUUUAAAAUUGAAGAUUUUCAAGAUCAAAACUGGACAAACCCAGGUGAGUUCCUUUUAAAGCACAAGGAUCACUUUAGUUCUUUAAAUGAUUUUGCUUCAGCUUUAAUUUCUUAUGGAGAAGUACUUAAAGCUCGUUUAACAACAAUCAUUCACGACGAUUAUACCGAAUUUGUAACAGUUGCAAAGCAAUUAAUUCAAUUAGGAGAUAGUAUGACGGAAUUAAUCAAAUCAUUUUCAAAUGCACAAAAUGCAGUUGAACAUGCAACAAAAAAUUUACAGCAAGCAUCACAACCUGUCAAAGCACAAACCGAAAAAUUACAUAAAAUUCGUAUAGAAGAAGCAGUUUGCAAAUUAGCUUUAGAUAUUGUAAUUUCACUUGAAAACAUUAAAUCAAAACUUACAACUGAUACACAUCCAGCUAUAUUUUUGGAUUCAGCUAUUGGUUUAGCGAUAACAAAAGCGAAAUUAGCCGGAAUUAAUCAACCAGCGCUAAGUAUUAGAAUUGAAGCAUCAUACAAUAAAAUAUUUAAAGAUUUCACAAAUAAAUUAUCAUCAGCAUUUAUCGAUUCAGUAAAAUCCCGAGAUAUUUCUUCACUUUCGAUCAUUCUACAUGCAACAAUACUUUCUGAUCAAUUCCAGUUGAUUUACAAGUCAUUCUCGGAUAUGUUUGUCAUACAAGAAGUCCAAAAACUUAAUAUUUCAAAGAAAACAAAAUCAAUUUCAAUAUUAAAUUCUUUGAUUGACACGAUUAUGGAUCAGAAUGGAUACAUUCACUUCAUAUAUGAAAAUUCCUUACCAAUUUUUGACUUCAUUCUUAAUUCUGUUUGGCCAAGUUUAUCUGAUUGGAUUAUUCGUAAUGUAGAGAUUCCAUUGAGUGACGCAAAGGCUGUACAUACAUCCUACAUCUUACUUAUCAAGCUAAUCAACGAAAUUGAGAAACUUUGUCGUAGUAAAAUUUCAGUCAACAAAAUUCACAACUCUAUUUAUGAUAUACAGCUCUAUGAUAAGCUCAAACUCAAGAUAUACCCACAGCUAGUAUCAACGGAGCUAAAUCCUCAAGUAGAACAGAUUAUUCAAGCAAAUCCGAAUUUGAUUGAUGGAGAGUUCAAAGUUUCAACGUCAUCGCAGCUCUUUGAUAUCAUAAAAUUGAUUUUCAGUGAAGAAUAUUUCAUCCUGAACGAAAUCGGAGAUUUUUUAAUUCUGAUGAUGAAAAUUUGUUUAGUUUACAAAGAAUUUUGUCAAAAUUCUGUCAAAUUCAAAUCUCACUUAGCUUUUGACAUUAGAACCUUCAUCCGCAAGCUUAAGAGUGUUACACCUAUUGAAUGCGAUGAACCCCUUAAGCUUGUAUCAAAUUCAUUGCUUGAAACCAGUGAAAAACUGGAAAAUGACGUAUUAGCAGUAAUAGUCAACGAAACACUGCCUAAAUUAGAUUUUAUUUCAACAAUUACUAUCAAACCAGAGUCGGAAAUGCCAAAAACUCACUCAUCUUUGGCUGCUUCAGUAUUUACAAAUUAUAACAAGUGGAUUGAUACAGAAAAGUCGCCUCUAAACUCGCCAGAGUUUGCUUCCAAGGUUUUUAAUGCAGUCAUGGAUCGAUUUAAAUCAAAAGCCACAACAAGAAUACAAGAUGUCAGAGCACAGACAAUUGCCAUUGCUAAAUUUAAUAGAUCAUCAACGAUCGAUCCGGAGAUAAUCGAAGGGAAGCUAAAGAAGCAAUUACUCUUGGAUUUGGAAUGUAUCGCCACUAGAGCAGCCAAAUACGACUUUCCAGCCAAAGAAAAUGACAUUUACAAGGAAAUUACUUCUAUUCUUACCCAAGUUAAUACAUCUGAACCUGAAACAAAAUAA